Perca flavescens (yellow perch) is the source of this 2000-nucleotide messenger RNA. It is a transcript of the gene ap1s3b, whose product is annotated as adaptor related protein complex 1 subunit sigma 3b. The record is from RefSeq and is a predicted model, not a curated record. Gene Ontology annotation, molecular function: clathrin-cargo adaptor activity. Bases 808 to 1278 code for a protein of 156 amino acids. The transcript has 6 exons. Gene Ontology annotation, biological process: vesicle-mediated transport; protein transport. Gene Ontology annotation, cellular component: AP-1 adaptor complex. Lineage: Eukaryota; Metazoa; Chordata; Actinopteri; Perciformes; Percidae.
GGUGAAAAGUGAUGUGCAGUGAAGAAGAGAUGAUCAAUAAACGCAUGGAUAAUCAUUUCCAAUUCAGCUGGGGCCCAUGGACCUGAGUUUUCUUCCUCAGCUGGCAGAAGCAGUCUGAGCGAACCAGUCAAUUAACAUGCUGAAUGGUGAAUUCAAAGCCAGCUGGUCCAUUAAAACACCAACGGAUGGUAGCCUAUAUCUCAGGUUCAACAGAAACAGAAGUGUAAGGACUCAGUGUGCUGACUGACCUGGUAUAUUGGUGGAUUCCGUUCAAAAACCAGAUGGCAUUUCGGUACAGAGACAUAUUAUCAAGAAUAAAUAAUCCCAAGAAGUGCACCAGCUUUGCCUUGUCGACCGCUGUGACAGACGAGCAUCACAUGAAGCAGACAGAGGAGGAGCACUUGCUGCUCUCUGCCGACACCACACGGGAAUAACACCAAAACACUCAGCCAGACACUGACAGUCAAGGGAUUUUAGUUAGUUAGUUUUAUCAGCUCAUUUAUUGAAAUGCUCUGUACAAAUCAUGUGGGAGACCUUCAAAGGCUGUGGUGGGGCUGAGCCUGCAUCCCCUGGAACACAAAUCUACAAUUACCACAUCCAAGUUGGUUGUGUGAGGUGUGGUGACGCGUCCGACAGGCACCGCUCCACCGGCGGCAACGAGGGCGGAGUUAACCAACUUUCACGCUGACUGGUGCGGACGACGGAUAAGAUAUGCGCUCACUCGGUCCAGUUGACCCUUUGUUAGGGUUAAAGUGAUUAUUUAUUGUCAUCUUUUCAUAGCUUUCUAACUCUUGGCGCAGCGUCAAAAUGAUGCGCUUCCUGCUGCUCUUCAGUCGCCAGGGGAAGCUGCGUCUGCAGAAGUGGUUCACUCCCAUGUCGGAACGUGAGAAGAAGAAGAUUAUCAGGGACAUGACCACAAUGGUGUUGGCACGGCAACCCCGCUCCUGUAACUUCCUGCACUGGAAAGACCUGAAGAUUAUUUACAAGAGGUAUGCAAGCUUGUUCUUCUGCUUGGCCAUAGAGAACCAGGAGAAUGAGCUGAUAGCCCUGGAGGUUAUUCAUCGCUACGUGGAGCUGCUGGACAAAUACUUUGGCAAUGUGUGUGAGCUGGACAUAAUCUUUAACUUUGAGAAGGCCUAUUUUAUCCUGGAUGAGUUUCUAAUGGGAGGCGAAAUACAAGAAACCUCCAAACAAAUGGUGAACCGCUCCAUUGAAGCCUCGGACAUGUUACAGGAGGAUGACAGCAGUGAGUGGUUUGAGGUGGAGCUGUUUGGAUGACAUGGAAUAUGGACAGAAAGACCAUGGAGGAGUAUAUGAGCAAACCUGCAUUUUAACCCAUGGGGGAGGGGAAGGACAUAAAGGAAAAAUCGGGGAGGAACCCAGGACCCGAAUGUACUGUAUUUGAGUCAAAAGAAGUUUCUGAAUAUGGAUAUGGAUUUUACUUAGAUUCUAUUGAACCUUUUUCAAAAGAAGACAAGGGAAUGUCUUCUAACUUCUGCCUGAAGCUUUGCUGCAAUGUAACUGCCUUUUGAGAGUAAGUCUGAUAUUUGUCCUGCACUCAACUGAAGGAAGGGGGGAGGGUUGUUUUCACAUUGAUUGCCGUUAUGGAAAUAUAAAUGAAGUAGUAAUAGUAUCUGGGGUGUAAAAAGGGAUUUUAGGGGUAUGCAUUUGUUGAGUUUAUAUUUAAAUCGUGUAUAUGAUUCAUAUGAUAUAUUUGAAGUGAAUGAUUUUAUUCCAAAAACCCUACCCAAAAAUUGUGCUAAUCUGCAACUCCAAUUUAAUAAAAAAAAAAAAAAAAAAAUGUGAUUUCAGUCUUAAAAACAAGCGCUUUCAACAGAUUGGAGUGAGACUGAUUUAAUAAUGGAUUUCCUAUUUUUAAUCUGUACAUGCCUAUUUCACAUGUGUGGGACCGUUUGUAUUUAAACGGAACAGUUGCUGUGGGUAUCAUGUGCAAUUUAUGAUGUUUGAGCUCAUAAUUAAAAUAUGCCUUUUGAUAAACA